This is a messenger RNA of Esox lucius (northern pike), 2750 nucleotides long. RefSeq names its product zyg-11 homolog (C. elegans) (gene zyg11). Bases 396 to 2660 code for a protein of 754 amino acids. NCBI's taxonomy places the organism in Eukaryota, Metazoa, Chordata, Actinopteri, Esociformes, Esocidae. Gene Ontology annotation, molecular function: protein binding. Gene Ontology annotation, cellular component: Cul2-RING ubiquitin ligase complex. The transcript has 18 exons. The record is from RefSeq and is a predicted model, not a curated record.
CUUUGUUUACUGUCUGUCAACAAAACAUUUUUUUCGUUCCCACGGGCUAAUUUUCACCUUUGCACAGGUUAUAUGUUGAUUCGGGAAAGUGUCAGCCUUGUUAAUUAACAGAUAUGGUUUGAAAAUGAAAUCGGAAAAUGAUCUCAACAAUCUUUCGUUAUUCUUUUGCCGGAACAUUCAUUUUCUAGUUUCUUCGGUAACGCGUUAGCUAACUAAUUUAGCAACCUACCGCUACCGCUAGGUUAUUGACUGUCGCAAUAACAAUUUUCAGCAAGAUUAGCUAGAUACGGUGAGUAGGCAAGUUAAGCAAGACUAGUCGUCUUAAGUAGACAGCGAUACUUUUCUUUGCUCGGGAUUCAAGCCUUUCUGUCUGUUUUACCUGACACUGUGUGAAAAUGGCCUGCUAUUUCUUGAACAUGGACGAGGCAUCCCCUGCCUCUCUGACGGACCUGUGUCUGUCAUACGUCAGUGGGAACCUGGAGAGGUUCUGUGUGAAGCAUGCUGACGGAUCUCUCUGUCUCAGAGAUUCCCUGCUGUUCCCCCAAGAACUAGCUGACCAGCUGCUGGCUAAGAUGGCCUCUGAAGGUCUGCUGAAUGACAGUACAGUGGGGGUGUUCCGUAGCUGUGAGUACCUGCGCUUGCGCCGUGCCCGUAUCCGAACAGCUCGUAUCUCUGCCGAGGCGUUCCAGAGAGCUUUGUGUCCUCACCGCCUGCUGGAGUUAGAUGCUGCCAGGGUCAAUGCUGACCUUACCAUCUCUGACAUACUGCAGGGACUUGCUACCAACAAACACUGCCAGGAGAGCUUGCAGAGGCUGGUCCUUACAGGCCUUACCAUGUCCACUCUGGAAGAACCACUGCGUCACCGCUUGAGCUCUCUCCGCGGUCUCCGCUCUCUCUCCCUGGCCAACGUCGACUUCUACGACUCCGGCCUGGCUGAUGUAUGCUCCCUGCCCCGUCUGGAGAGCCUGGACUUGUCCAACACCUCAGUGACCAACCUGAACCCUCUACUGGGCCUCCGGGAGAGACUGAAGGCACUGACACUACACCAGCUGAAGAGGCUGGAGAUGAGCACCACACAGGUUCUGGCGGUCAUCGGACAACUGGAGGCUCUGCAGCACCUGGACAUUAGUGAUGAUAAACAGUUCACUUCAGACGUGGCUUGUCAGCUGCUGUGCCAGCCUGGGAUCCUGCCUGCUCUGAUCUCUCUGGAUGUGUCCGGACGCAAACAGGUGACCGAUGUAGCGGUCAAAGCGUUUGUAGAGGAGCGUCCGGGGAUGACCUUCGUUGGACUGCUUGCUACAGACGCUGGCUUUUCCGACUUCCUCAGUGGGGAGGGUAGCCUCAAGGUGACAGGAGAGGCCAAUGAAACUCAGAUUUGUGAGGCGCUACGUCGCUACAGUGAGCGGGAGGGCUUCGUCAGGGAGGCUCUGUUUCACCUCUUCAGUCUUACACACAUCAUGGAGAAACCUCGGCCUGACAUACUCAAGUUGGUUGUCCUGGGGAUGAAGAACCACCCUGCCACCCUUAACGUCCAGCUGGCAGCCAGUGCUUGUGUGUUUAACCUGACCAAGCAGGACUUGGCAGCGGGCAUGCCUGUAAGACUACUGGGCACCGUUACUCAACUGCUGCUGGAGGCCAUGAGGACCUUCCCUAACCACCAACAGUUGCAGAAGAACUGCCUGCUCUCUCUGUGCAGUGAUCGCAUCCUGCAGGAGGUCCCCUUCAACAGGUUCGAGGCAGCUAAGCUAGUGAUGCAGUGGCUUUGUAACCAUGAGGACCAAAACAUGCAGAGGAUGGCUGUGGCUAUCAUCUCUAUACUGGCUGCCAAGCUGUCAACAGAACAAACAGCCCAGCUGGGUGCGGAGCUGUUCAUUGUGAAGCAACUCCUUCACAUCGUGCAUCAGAAAGCGACUCAAGGCAUGGUGGACGCCACCCUUAAGUUCACACUGAGCGCGCUCUGGAACCUCACUGACGAAUCACCAACAACCUGCCGUCAUUUCAUAGAGAACCAGGGACUGGACCUGUUCAUUAAAGUACUGGAGUCAUUUCCCUCUGAGUCUUCCAUCCAGCAGAAGGUGUUGGGUCUGCUGAAUAACAUAGCGGAGGUGGGAGAGCUUCACGUGGAGCUGAUGGUGCAGGGCUUCCUGGAUCACAUCCGCUCUCUGCUUCACAGCCCUGAGGUGGAGGUGUCCUACUUUGCUGCUGGUAUACUGGCCCACCUGACCUCCAGAGGAGAGGCUGCUUGGACGCUAAGCAACACACUGAGGUCUGACCUGUUAGAACAACUGCACUCUGCCAUCCUGAAGUGGCCGACACCAGAAUGUGAGAUGGUGGCCUACAGGUCGUUUAACCCUUUCUUUCCCCUGCUGGAGUGUUUCCACACCCCGGGAGUUCAGCUGUGGGCAGCUUGGGCCAUGCAACAUGUCUGCAGCAAAAACGCCCCUCGAUACUGCAGCAUGUUGCUGGAGGAGGGAGGGCUGCAGCAGCUGGAGAAGGUCCAGACACACCCCGACACCCACGCCGAUGUUAUGCGAUUGGCCGAGAGCAUCCUGGAGAGCCUGCAGCGCCAUCAGGCUCGUAGUGGCCGGACCACGCUGUCACAGACGCACGUCAGCCGUCCACCGCAACCACACACACACAAAGAGAGCGAUGCGCCCUGAUCAGCCUCGGCUGCCGACAGGACUCCUGGGAAAGCGUUUGAGCGAGUGGGUGUGGCAAUAAAGGUGAAUGUCAGAAAUUCCUUUUUUGCA